Molecule: messenger RNA, 954 nt
Organism: Sorghum bicolor (sorghum)
Lineage: Eukaryota; Viridiplantae; Streptophyta; Magnoliopsida; Poales; Poaceae
Exons: 2
Coding region: 1-954 (317 amino acids)
Source: RefSeq, a predicted model, not a curated record
AUGUCUCACAUCAUCAAGAGGCAAGUGCCGUUUCUUGCGCUGAACGGCAAGAACUACCAAACAUGGGCUUUGGACUGUGAAUUGCACCUACAAGGCAUGCCAUUAUCGCACACCAUUACUGCACGCCAGAAUGAUGCUGCAGCACCGCCACCGCAUGAACAAGCACAGGCUGCAAUAUUUCUGAGGCACCACAUACACAAUGACUUGAAGCAGGAAUAUCUUGAAGUGAAAGAUCCUCUCACGUUGUGGACUGCACUCCAGGAACGUUUUGGUAAACAAAAAACGGUGAUCCAUCCUCAGGCUAGGCAUGAUUGGGCUCAGCUUCGGUUUCUUGACUAUAAAUCCGUGGAGGCCUAUAACACUGCAGUUCACCGCAUCGUGGGACAGCUCAGGUUUUGUGGCCAGAAGGUAACUGAAUCUAAAAUGAUUGAAAAAACACUUGAAACUUUUCACCCAUCAAAUAUGGUGCUCCAGCAGCAGUACCACAACAAUAAGUUCAAGAAGUACUCUGAAUUAAUAAAUGUCUUGCUUGCUGCAGAAACUCAAAAUGAGCUCCUUAUGAAAAACUAUCACAUGCACCCUGUUGGUGCACAAGCUGGUCCUGAAGCCCAUGCUAGUUUUCGUAAAAAUUUUCAUAAGGACAAGGGCCAAGGCCAGCAGGCCCCAUGGCAGCACAAAGGGGGAAAGAACUUCACGAAAUAUGCACCUAAUGGCCCGAAGUAUCCUAGGAAAGGGAAGGUCUGGAAUGGCCCCAAGCAUCAUGUGGAACAUGCCAAACAUCCAAACCAAGAACUGCCCAAAGAAGCUGAAGCACCAGAAAGUUCACGUGCCAUGGAUGUUGAUCCUACUUCCGUGUAUGGCACCCCAGCCAAUGGUGAUGAUGAUGAUAUCAAUCUUGACGUGGAUGAUUUAUUUGGCGACGAUGAACUGAACAUGUAUGGGGACAUGGAGUAG